CCUCCGCUCUUGCCGUAGCCGCUGUGGUGUCGGCGGACCGGAAGUGGUGGUAGCCGCUAUGGCGGCCGCCUGCGGGAGGGCGCUGCUGCGGGGCGCGCGGCCAGCACUGCACCCACGGUGGUUUUCUUCCUCGACGUGUCGAACGAGCAGCGAUGGGCAGCGCGCAAAGUUCCAGCCGCCACCGAAACCCGUCAUCAUCGACCGGCAGAAACGCAGGGAGGAAAGGAGGUUCUUGAGCCCUGAAUUUAUACCUCCCAGAGGAAGAACGGAUCCUUUGAAAUUCUAUAUGGAAAGAAAGGACAUGAUACAGAGACGAAAAGUUUUCAACAUCCCCGAGUUCUAUGUUGGCAGUAUACUCGCUGUUACUACUGCAGAUCCAUAUGCUGAUGGCAAAACCAACCGGUUCGUAGGGAUCUGCAUUCAAAGAGGAGGAAAAGGGCUUGGUGCUACCUUUGUGCUUCGGAAUGUGAUAGAAGACCAAGGCAUUGAAAUUUGUUAUGAACUGUACAGCCCUCGAAUCCAGGAAAUCACGGUUCUGAAGCUGGAAAAAAGGCUGGAUGACAACCUGAUGUACCUGAGAGAUGCCCUUCCUGAAUAUAGUACUUUUGAUGUGAAUAUGAAACCUGUGCCUCAUUUAGACCAUGAAGAAAUUCCUGUAAACAAGCUCCAGGUCAGAAUGAAACCUAAACCAUGGUCAAAACGGUGGGAGAGGCCAAAAUACAACAUAAAAGGAAUCAAGUUUGAGCUACCUGAGAAAAAAAUGAAGGAAGCAGAGAAGUGGAAACAGCCCUGGCUGGAGUUUGAUAUGCUGCGAGAGUACGAUACCUCAAAAAUAGAGGAAAAAAUAUGGAGGGAAGUGAGUGAAGAGCUGAAUAAGUAGCAGCUCUUAGUUCAAUGUAUGAAUUGUCAGUUUGCAAGUUUUGUAUGCAUGUAAAAGACGGAGUAAAAUUUCAGCAGUUCUUGUCUGAAUGUUCAAACUGU
Coturnix japonica (Japanese quail) is the source of this 981-nucleotide messenger RNA. It is a transcript of the gene MRPL19, whose product is annotated as mitochondrial ribosomal protein L19. The record is from RefSeq and is a predicted model, not a curated record. Gene Ontology annotation, cellular component: ribosome; mitochondrial large ribosomal subunit. Gene Ontology annotation, molecular function: structural constituent of ribosome. Lineage: Eukaryota; Metazoa; Chordata; Aves; Galliformes; Phasianidae. Gene Ontology annotation, biological process: translation.